Molecule: messenger RNA, 1163 nt
Organism: Owenia fusiformis
Lineage: Eukaryota; Metazoa; Annelida; Polychaeta; Sabellida; Oweniidae
Source: the annotation of a GenBank genome assembly
UUGUGUCACUCUUCAUAGAGAGUCAGGUUUGGUACUGAGUUCUGCAGAAUGAAUUCUAAGGAGAACGUGUCGAUUGUUAUAGCAGCAAUAAUCACCAUCGCAUGCGCUGGUACAAUAGAUCAUGUUGUAUGGGGGGCUUCAGCGGAUGGACAAACAGGUCGAAUGGCAAGUAAAAUAUUCGUAGAGCAGGAUCCUUAUACUGAAGAAACGGUCUUUGAUGUCUACGAAAACGGAGUAAAUGGAUUUGAUUACCCAGAUGACUUGUCUAUUGAAAGUGAAGAAAUGAUUGACGCAGGUGGCUAUCCAAUGGAAUUAAGUGAGGAAAUCGAAGGAGAGCACUACGAAGUUGAAAAGCCUGAUCAAGUUGAAGAAAGAAAAACUGUAGAAAACGUUAAUCCUGUGUGUCCAGGGUAUUUUCGAGAUUUAAAUGACUGCAGGAGUUACUUUAUAUGUGACCAUUUUGGGAAAAGUGUAAGAAUGAACUGUCCCGGUGGCUUGUGGUGGUCCCCCAUAAUCUUAACAUGUGUUUCUCCUGAGAAUGAAGUCUUUUCCAAUGACAGUUACGCCAAAUGCGUGGUCCCUGAAAUCACUGAAUCAGCAGAUCCAGUGGCAGACUCUCCACCUACACACCCAAAUGAACCAACUGUAGCUUCCAGUCAAAAUUCCUAUGAAGACGGAUACGCGAAAGGUUACGUUUACGCUACAUGUACCGUUCGACCAAAUGAAGUACCUCCCGCAGGCGAAACACAGCUCAUCAAGGGUACUGUAGACUUCAGACAGAUGGCCGCUGGUGGCAAAACUGAAAUAAAAGUCAGUCUACAAGGAUUUGAUACAACUGAUGCUAAUAUAUACCAUGGCUUCCAUGUUCAUGGUACUGGAGAUCUGAGCAAUGGAUGCCAAUCUACAGGAGGUCACUACAAUCCGUUUAGUAAAACCCACGGUGCACCUUCAGAUUCUGAACGACAUGUCGGUGAUUUGGGAAACAUAAUGGAAGAUAACGUUGGACUCGUACAGACUACUAUUACUGACAGCCAGGUUUCCAUUGUCGGUACUUACUCAAUAUACGGAAGAGCCAUUGUAGUUCAUCAGAAAAGAGAUGAUUUAGGACGUGGAGGCGAUGCUGGAAGUAAAGCAACUGGGAAUGCUGGGGGACGACUGGCGUG